GCCCCCCCCUCCACAGAACGGCAGCAGGGUGGAGCAGCAGCAGCAGCAGACAGACGGACAUCAGCUGCAGCAGAGCCCGGAGGUGAGACACUGAGCCUCGGAGGCUCUCAGGUGGCAGAAGCGGCAAACGUGGUAGAGGUGUUUUCCGCUCUCUGACCGUCUGUCUGACCACCCGGUUCACCGGUCCGCGUGCCGCCCCGCCGCCGCCCGUUAGCCUGUUAGCCUGCAGGCUAAGUGAGCUUCAGAGAGAGGAGGUGCAGGGAGGUGAACGUGUGCAUAGGAGUAAUGAUGGAUGGAGAAUCGGCCCCCCUCAGAGAUGGCCCCGGCCAGCAGGAGCAGCCGAUGAUGGGAGAAAAAUCAGCUGUGACGGAAACUGCUGACGAAACUGUGAAGGCCUCCAGGACAGCAGGAGGUGCUAGAGCAGCCAAGAUGAUCUCAGCCAAGAGUACAGAGUCAGUGGAUGGAGUCAGCAGUCCAGGAAGUCGUUCUCCUGCCAGCCGAUCCUCCACCCCAAAUAAAGAUGUCAAGAAGGUGGCGGUGGUCCGGACCCCUCCCAGGUCUCCUGGCUCUGCUCGUGGCAGGACACCCCCCCUACCCUCCCACCCCAUGCCCGACCUCAGCAACGUGAAGUCAAAGGUCGGAUCCACGGAGAACCUGAAACACACACCUGGAGGGGGAAAGGUUCAGAUUGUUAACAAGAAGCUGGAUCUCACUAAUGUGGUGUCAAAGUGUGGUUCCAAAGAUAACAUCCACUACAAACCAGGAGGAGGGAAGGUGGAGAUUAAAUCGGAGAAGGUGGGUUUUAAAGCCGUUCAGUCUAAAGUCGGUUCUCUGGAGAAUGUCACUCAUGUACCAGGAGGGGGGAAGAAGAAGAUUGAAAGUCAGAAACUGACCUUCAGAGAGCACGCCAAAGCUCGAACCGACCAUGGUGCUGACAUCAUUAUCCAGUCUGACUCCUCCCCUCAUCCCCUUAGCAACACUUCCUCCCCGGGAAGCCUUAACGCUGCUGAAGCUCCGCCCCUCGACACCCUGGCCGACCAGGUGUCAGCCUCCCUCGCCAAACAAGGCCUGUGAUUGGACGACCCCUGUGCCUGCAGACCUCGCCCUCUAAUGUUACCAAGGAAACUGCCUGAUGAAAGAGAAGAAAAAAACAUUCUACUUUUUUCCUCAUGAGCAUCUUCAUCACAGAAAGGAUUGGAGGGAUUUUAUGAAGUGAAAAAAGUGAAGCUUUAAACUUCAGUCAUCAUCACAGCUCAGUCUGGCAGGUGGAUCCAUGCAGGUGUUCAGUCAUCAUAGGAACACUAAGAUAGUUUGAUAAACGCACCUGUUCUCCUUUUCUUCGGAGUCAGAUGAGAAGAAUGGUAUCGGUUUCAUUCAUCCAGUACAUAAACAGAGCCAGGAUGUAAUUAGCCUACUGUUUGGGAUUAACCAGCUUGAAUGUAUCACUUCUUUCAGACCACAGUGUUCUGUGACGGUACAGCGACGGGGCUGGAUAAACAUCGAACCUCUUCUAGCCCUAUGCCGUCACUUUUGCAACAACUCAAAUCCAAUUCAAGACAAAUCAUUUCAAUUUAUCCUUUUGUAUCAAAUGGGUACACUAAAAAUGUUCAGCUUAUCCCAAGGAUUUUAUACCUUUAUUUGUGACGCUGCCGCACGCAGUGUUUAGAGAGGAGGCUAACACCAGACACAAUAAUCCUAUUGCACAGUGUACAGUCUAUUUUCAUUUAAGGCUUUACAUUGUUUAUUAUACGGUCAUUUAACUGCUCUACGCAAAAACGAAUAAGGCUUCUAAUAAUGCUCAAUUAAGCUGCUGGUGUAUAACAAAAAUCUGCCUCUCCCUCUGCCUCUCACAAGAAUGGUCAAACAGAAAAAUGCAACAAAGGAAAAAAAAAACCUUUACUCCCUUCAGAGUCAUAAGAUGCAUAAAAUUGCUUAACAAGCCAUUAUUCACUAUUUUUGCAUUAUGCACAUGGAGGUCAAAAGUUUUUGAUGCCGAUCACAACCUCAAUGUUCUGCCCAGUGGUGAUUAACACAGGAUGUGUUUCACACUAAGAGAUGCAUAGUGUAACCGUUAUAUAACUGGUCAUAGGUUAAACAAUUGUCCCUUUAGCAUUGUUUGAUUAUUGUCCUUUCACAAUUCAGUAGGGCUUCAAGGGAUUGAGCCUUGGCCACAUUUCAUCUAUCUGGAUCUCCUAACACUAGCUUAGCACAAAGACUGGAAAUGGGGGAACCUGUUUCCCCUGGUUGCAGUCUUAAUGCUCAACUAGGUUAACAGUAUCCCCUUGUUUCCAGUCUUUAUGCUAAGAUAGGUUAACAGUUUCACCUUUCUCGAAUCUUUAUGCUACGCUAGGCUAAGAGUUUCCCCCUGCUUACAAUCUUUAUGCUAAUCUAGGCACUGGAUCUAUCGUUAUGCUGGACCCACAAAAAUGAAACUUUUCAGGGCCUUGAGUAGGAGCCUUGAGGAGGUUUUAGGUCCUUUAAGAAAGUUAACAGUCCUUCAGAAAGUUCUGUUAAACUAUGAAGAAGUUCCAGGACUUACUGAAAAGUUCCAGAUAGGGCUGGGCAAUACAAACAACGCAACAGAACAUGUUUCUUCACCAAGAACACUUACCUGACAAUAAGUGACAUUACUUGACGAUAUGCUACCAACCAACUACAUCACAGAAACAAAGCUAUUCCUAACCAAUCAGAUGGCAGUCCUUUAGGAACAGCCCACCUACAGCGGGUCGGACCCAUCACCGAGAGACGAUGUCUCACUCUAUGGAAAGUUUAGGAAACAUCUCAACAGUAACAACCUGAAACACAAAAAGCUGCUAGGAUAAAAACCAGAUUAAAAAAAAAAAAAUGUCUGUGGAGACACGUUGGACACUUAUUUAUUUAUUUCAACUGAGUUUCUAUCUAAAAAUCAGACAGUUCAUGGUAAUUUUUCAGGUUCUUAUUAAAGACUCAGUUUCAGAGAAUCGAUGAGCUCAAUAGAAAUAUGACUUAAAUCACUUAAAUAUUUAAAAUCAAGUUGCAUAUCGAUAGCGACUGAUAUAAAAAUGUUAUUGUGAUAAAAUGUUUCGUUUUACUGCGCAGCCAUAGUUCCAGGGGUCCUUGAAAAAUAUGUAAGGGUUAGUGAGAUGGUUUGGGAAGUCCUUUUGGGUUAUAAACUCCUUCAAUAAAGAUAUAAGCAGUCCUGGAGGAAAUUAAACAGGUCCAUUGUCUCAUCUGACUCUGGAGAAAACAGCAAUUAUGCUAAUCAAUGCUAAUGAUAACUAGCCCGGAAUAGCCUGUUAGCUACCUUCAUAAAUCCCUCUGAUCACAGAAAGUCUCUAUCUCUGAUGUCACUUCUCUCAGCCAAUCAUCAUCUCUUCUGUGUUUCUGAAUGCCGACGUGCUGUAGGCCCCCGUGAUGACUUCCCCCUCCCCCACUAUCAUUAAAAAAAUACCCAGAAUGCAGUUUGAUACCAGGUGCCAAAACCAUACCAUCUCUCUGCCUGUCAGCUGUUAAAGUACUUUGUACCAAUAAAGUUUCUC
Xiphias gladius (swordfish) is the source of this 3518-nucleotide messenger RNA. It is a transcript of the gene maptb, whose product is annotated as microtubule-associated protein tau b. NCBI's taxonomy places the organism in Eukaryota, Metazoa, Chordata, Actinopteri, Istiophoriformes, Xiphiidae. Gene Ontology annotation, cellular component: neuron projection. The coding region runs from base 286 to 1074 and encodes 262 amino acids. Gene Ontology annotation, molecular function: microtubule binding. Gene Ontology annotation, biological process: microtubule cytoskeleton organization; neuron projection development. The transcript is spliced from 11 exons. The record is from RefSeq and is a predicted model, not a curated record.